AUGGCGUUUCGCUUCACUCCGCCCGCGCUCGGCUCCCGGGCGAAGGGCUACGAGAACCGUGUGAUGGUCUACGCCCACCGCCGCCACCGCGCACGCUAUCGACCGCCCAAGCUCCCCCACGCCCGCUCGCCGCUGGCGAACAAGUCCCCGGAGGAGUACGGCAACACUUGGGACCCGCGAACGGGGAUGGAGUGGUACUCGCGGCUGCGGCACCGCGGCGCCUACCGUCACUGGCCGUGGGCGCGCUGGAACGAUGACCCUGUGCGCCACCACCGCGAGGGGCCGCCCAACCGGACCUUUUCUUGCCUCUCACACGGCUCGAACGACGGUGUGCCGCUGUGGAACUACUACGCGGAGGUGGGGCAGGAGUACAACACCCCAAGCCACUUCCCGCUGCAUUACAUGACUCCUUUCAUUCAUCAGUACACGGGGAAGGUCUGGUCGAAGCAUGACAUCGAGCGCCACCUGAGGCUUAUUGAGGAGCGGACAGGACUGAUGUCCAUUCAGGAGGUGCACGAUAACCUGCCACGGCUGCAGGACUGGGGCGAGGUGGAGAUGGGCGCGGUGCCUCAUGGCCUUCUUCAGCAUGUUGAGAUGCUAGCACACGAAAUCGUCUUGCAGAACCAAAAAAAGACCUUUAGGAAGAAACUGCAUGAAAAUGGUGUGUUGCGGACCUCCACGAUGGAGCGGUACUAUGCCCUGCCACACCUACGCUUGGGCCCUGCCAUGCCAACGACGCUUGAGCAGCCGUCGGGAGCGUUCCCGUGGGGCAAGUACACCUACAUGCUUGGGGGGACAAAGAUUCAUCCGCUCCACAGGCCAGAUGGUUUUUUCAAGGAUAAUAUGUACCCGGCCUAG
This is a messenger RNA of Trypanosoma conorhini, 858 nucleotides long. RefSeq lists its product as uncharacterized. Bases 1 to 858 code for a protein of 285 amino acids. The record is from RefSeq and is a predicted model, not a curated record. The transcript has a single exon. NCBI's taxonomy places the organism in Eukaryota, Euglenozoa, Kinetoplastea, Trypanosomatida, Trypanosomatidae.